This is a messenger RNA of Mytilus californianus (California mussel), 8182 nucleotides long. RefSeq names its product small subunit processome component 20 homolog. The transcript has 63 exons. Gene Ontology annotation, cellular component: nucleolus; small-subunit processome; 90S preribosome. The record is from RefSeq and is a predicted model, not a curated record. NCBI's taxonomy places the organism in Eukaryota, Metazoa, Mollusca, Bivalvia, Mytilida, Mytilidae. Bases 75 to 7970 code for a protein of 2631 amino acids.
AAAAAAUGGCUGCCUCCAUGAGUUUACACGCUUAAAAUAUUUGUCAUAAAUAUUUACUAAAAAAGCAGGUUAAGAUGGGGAAAUCAUCACAUCAUCAAACAGAAAAUAAAUUUAAGUUUCAGACAUUUUCAGAGAGGAUAGCCAAAGUUGACAUAGAUGUUAUCCACAGAGUUGUUCAUCAUGAUGAUACACCAGAGGAGAAUUUAACAUAUUUUGGAGAAGCCAUUGAAAAAUGGACAGAACUGAAUUGUACUAAACACUAUGCUGACUUUAGAAAGGAAAUAUCUAAUCAAGUACAGACAUUUGCACAACUUGUCCACCAUAAGGAUGAUAUUGUGGCUGGACUUACAAAACAUCUGCAGGUUCCAAACAGUUUGGCAUUAGAUGCUCUUUUAGAUCUGACUGUUCAGUUAUCCAGAGACCUACAGAGAGAUUUUGUAGUAUAUUUUCCCCAGUUUUUCAAAUUGUUGGUAGGUCUGUUGGUUGGACAAGAUGUUGACUUACUGGAACAAGUAUUUACAGCUCUUGCAUACCUGUUUAAGUACCUGUGGAGAUACCUUGUCAAGGAUAUUCAGCAGGUGUAUGGGUACUUUUCAGAGCUACUUAGUGGAACUCACAGGGAAUAUAUCAGAAACUUUGCAGCUGAGAGUUUUGCUUUUUUGAUGAGAAAGGCUAAGAAUCCCUCAGAGUUGUUUGAUUUUAUGUUUCAAACAUUGGAGGAGCAUAGUGAUAGGGCUGAAGGCACAGGUAGGCUGCUGUUUGAGAUGAUAAAAGGGGUGAAAGGUCAAAUGCACAGCUGUAUAGACACUGUGUUACCCUUGAUGUUAUCUAAGUUAGGACCAGUAGGGAAGAACAUGAAGAAAUCUGAGUUACCAUUGGAUUUAGUGACAAGAUCAGUGUCGUACAUGUUUAUGUGUUUAUGUCAGUACAUCAAUAAGGAACAUGCUCUUACUGUCUGGAAUAUAGUUUUGUCAUGUGCAACAACAAUUUCAACAUCAUGCAGCAAUGUUCCUAAAAAGAAACAGACCAUACUGACCUCUUAUCUCACAAAGAUUCUAAAACUAGCUGAUCAGAUUGUUAAUUAUAAAUCUGGUUUAUUGGUAACUGACCCAGACAAAAUUGCAAAGACAUUGAUAGAAAUUUUGAAAGAGCCCUCUCAGGGUCAAGAAAUUGAUGAAACUACAAUUCAGCUAGUUACAUCCUUGUUACUGGUAUCACAUACUACACUUUUAGUAGAGAAUUCUGUCAAAUUAAUAUCUCAGGUGAUGAAGAAGAAAGUACCAUGUGAAAUGGUUUAUACAUUUUUCAAGGCAUUAUUAGAUCUUCCUCUCUUUGAAAAGAAUGUGUUACCAGCUCUGAUUGCUUACACCGAGUCUGUAGUUAAGGAAGGAAAAGAAAGGGACAAAACCCUCCAUCUAUUGACACAUAUUGUACUGCAUAAAGUGCCAUUAUUACAGAAUGGUGCUGAAUUAGAACAUUAUUCUGGGUAUAUGAUAGACUAUGGUAAAGACAGGACUUCUGUUGUACAAUAUCUGAGUAAUAUGUUAAUGGACAGUAGUACAGAAUUGCCAAGAUUAUGGAGUAUUCUUGUGUGUCUUCCUCACAUCAGGCCUCUAGUUAACAAAGACCAGCUGAUAAAGGUCAUACUAAAGAAACUAGAUCAGUUAUGUUGUGCUACAGAAAAUUUAACAGAGGACCAGUUGUACUUUAUUUAUCAGGUAGUUUUGUGUUUAUUAAAGCUGCAAUUAGAUGGAGAAAUAUUUGACUGGAUACCUGUGGAAAGAAUAAAAGCUCAAAUUAGUUUAUACAGUAAUAAUGUCCACAUACUACGAGCAGCAGAUUUAUAUUUUACACAAGCUGUGAUAGACAACAAGGCAGAUGUGUUGACAGAAGACAGACUGUUACAGAUGUAUUCUUUCUUACAGAGUAAUAUUUCCUCUCCAUACUCACAGAUCAGACAGUUAUCACUUCGAAUUUUGACACAUUUUGAUAUCAGACUUCCUUCUGUGGAGAACAGUAGUGACCAAAUGGGAGUAUUCAGGAUAUGUUUAGAAGCAGAGGAGACAUCGUUGUCUGUUCAAACAUAUAGAGAAAGACAAAUGUUUCUUCAGAAGUUAGAGUUCACCACAGUGCAAUAUCAGAUCCCUAUAGGACCCUUCACACAGGUUCCUCUUAGAUAUCUUCUAGGUUGUCUUUUCUUAAACUUUAAAUACUUAUGGGAACCAGUACAGAAGUUGAUAGCUACCCAUGCCCAAGGACUUAAUAAAGAGGAUUUUUGGAACUUAUAUUUAAAUCAUUUGAAGACUCAUUGUAGGCCAGAAAAUAUUUCAAAUAGUUCAGACUCUUCUUUAGAACAGGAUGAUAUUGAAGAUAUUUUUAGUCGUCAGAAGUUAACACUUUGUGUCCAAGAAGACAUAGAUUAUAAUAACUUUAGAAUACAGAUGUGGAAAACCAUGCAGUUAUUUCCACAGCUAUGUGAAAGUAAAUCUAGAGAUGUGGUACCUUUAUUUCUACAGUUUCUACAAGAAGAAUAUUAUGCAGUGGAUGAUAUAUUUGCACGAUCACAAAAUCUUCUAAAAGACAAACCUGAAGAUGAUGACAAGAUGGAAGAUGAUGAGACAGAGGAAAAAACAGAUAAAGAACUGAAAGGAGAAAAGAAAAAGUCAAGAAAGCAUGUCACAAGUACUCUGUUAUCACAGCUACAGUUGUUGUCACUGUUCACUAAUCCAAAGUCACUGUACAAAGAGGCAGAACUUAGGAAUAUUUAUAUGGAGCUUUUACAACAUAAGAAUGGGGAAAUACAAAGAGUUGUGUUCAAGUGUAUAAUGACAUAUAAACCACAGUAUCUUGUACCUUACAGGGAAAAUUUUGAAAGAUUGUUGGAUGAUAAAUCAUUUAAAAAUGAGAUUGUAGCAUUCAGUUUGGAUGCAGAAAGUAGUGUGGUAAGGGAAGAACACAGAGAAGAACUUAUGCCUGUUCUUAUGAGAAUUCUAUACGGUAAAAUGUUGAGUAAAACUGGAAAAGAUUCGUCUGGAAAAUCAAAGAGUAAUUUCCGUAGAACUAUUGUAUUUAGAUUUAUUAUGGGAUGUCAAUCAAAGGAAAUUUGUGUUUUCCUAGAUAUGGUCUUCUCUUCGUUUCAAAGUUAUGUUUCAGAGGAUCCUUUGAACCUUGUGCAGAAUAUCAUAGCAAAUAUAGAUCUUUCUUCUGUUACACCAAUGAGGAAAAUGUCAGGAUGUCUUCAUUCAGUGGAAUUGGUUAUCAGUAAAUUAAGCCACAGGAUGGAAGACUACCUUGACUCCUUGCUAAAGAUUUUGUUAGGUGUCCUGGCAACACCAAUGACCUGUCUUGAACGUAGAGAUGACAUGUCACCAACUGUUGUGUCACUUUUAAAGAACAUAAGAAAUAUGGGUAUUUGCACGAUAACACAAUUCUUUGAAGAGUUUAUUAAUUACAAGUUUACAGAAAGAGAAAUAGAGGCAGUAUUCACAGUUGCUGUAUGGCCACAACUGUCAAAGUUAACAUAUGAAGGUAUACAUCAGCCUACUCCUUUGAUGAAACUGUUUAAUCUAUGGUCUCAGCAUAGCAGGUAUUAUUUACUGCUGGUGAAACUGAAAGGAGAUGACAACACCAACUACCCUCUGGUUAACAUUUUUAAAUUACUGAAUGUACAGGAAGCCAGCUUUGACAUUAAACAAUAUAUUGUACAGAUUGUAUAUAAUCUUCUAGUUUCUGAGGAGGAUACAUCACCAUUGGCCGUGGGAUCAUGUUUCUGUGGCAAUCUAAAGCAAGAUAUUCAAGAUGACAUACAUUUAGGAAUGAAGUUACUGGUUCCACAUGUUCCAGCCAUUCUGUCACACAUACAGAGCACAGUGAUAGGAGUGAAACUUAAAGAUAAACAUUUAUCAAAAGAACUGGAAAUAUUGUCAAGAUUAAGUGAGUUUGUGACUGACCAAUCACAGUGUUCUACACUAGUUACAUUGUUAUUACCGUUCCUGAGUGAAGGACUAUACAGAUCACAGAAGGUAGAAAAUGAUAUUUUGAAGAGUGUUAGAAAUCUACUGAAAAUAGUUGACAAUAAACAGGAUUUUUACAGAUCCAUAUGUAACUUAUGUGGACACAUACAGAGUCGUCAAGGAAGAACAUUAAUUUGUAGCAUUUUAGAGGUGAUUAGCUCUGGUAAUGAGACGAUGGAAAAGAUUGCAUCAGUGGUUACUGAGUUGAAUUCUUGGGAUCCAAAGCGAGUUGAAGAACCAGACUAUUUACGACGCCUUGCUGGGUUCAGAGAGGUCAACUCUACCAUUAAAUCAAUGACAUCGCUAGAUACACGGUUCUUACAUGCUGUGUUAGUCAACUGCUGUUUCUUUAUCAAAAUGGUUGAUGAUCUGUCUUUAAGAGAUAAUGCUACAAAUUGUUUGGUUACUAUGGUUACACAGUUCAGCAGCAUUGAAUAUGAUCAGGAUGCUUACAGGGAUAUUAUUGCACAAAGUUUGGUACCAGAGAUAAAAAAAGGAGUCAAGAAUAAAGAUGAGAAUAUAAGACAUGAGUUUAUCCUUCUGUUGUCCAAAUUAGUUGAGGCAUUUCCUAAAAAUCCAAUGUUCACAGACCUGGGAUUGCUGAAAGAAAAAGACAUUGAAGCAGACUUCUUUGAAAAUAUUAGACAUAUUCAGACUCACCGAAAGUCAAGAGCUCUACGUAAAAUGGUCAAACUAAUCCAGAGUACACCUGUGAAGAAAGAAAUCAUCGUGUCAUACUUACUACCAAUCACUGAGGCAUUCCUGUUGGAUGAAAAAUAUUCCAAAGUACAGAGUGUUUUGGAUGUUGCUGUUGAAGCCCUUGGUGCUCUUUGCAGCCUGUUACCAUGGCAACAGUAUUCAGGCCAUUUGAAAUUUUACCUGGCAAUGAUGCAAAAGAGAAUUGAUAAAAAUAAAUAUUUUGUGAAGAUAAUUGUAGUUAUAUUAGAUGCCUUUCAUUUUGAUCUAAGAAAUUCAGAAUAUGCAGAGAAAGGAGUACCACAACCAGUAGAAACUAAUACUGAGGUAAAUACAGAGGAUGAUUAUAAAGUAGAAGAUAUACCUCCAGAUUUUAGUGAGAAUGAUGAUACUGUUUCCCCUGACAAAGUUGUCUGUUCUGUCGCCAUGGCUACCAGGAUACAUUUAGCUAUCAGUAAAGCAUUUAUUCCAAAGCUACAGAGGAUUCUGACAGAAAGGAUAAAGUCUGAUGAAGAACAUAAAAUGGCUGGUCAGUCUCUCUACCCUGAAGACACAGAGAUACUUAGAGUGCCACUAGCUCUGGCCAUGGUCAAAUUAUUACAGAAUUUACCACAGAAAACAUUAGAACAGAGUUUACCAGGGAUACUAUUGAAAGUUUGUAAUUUUCUUAAAUCUCGAGCUAAAGAUAUAAGAGUUACUGCUAGAGACACUCUAGUAAAGAUAUCUUUGUCGCUGGGUCCUAGAUACUUCCCAUACAUUCUGUCAGAACUUAGAGGUGCAUUACGUCGAGGAUAUCAGCUCCAUGUAUUAGGAUUCACAUUACAUGCCCUUCUAAGGCACAUGUCAUCUGUGAUAAAACCUGGAGAACUAGAUUUCUGCCGAGCAAGUUUACAACAGGUUUUCCAUGAAGAGUUGUUUGGUAUGGUUGCUGAGGAGAAAAAUGUGGAUGCUAUCAAGGGAAAAGUAUUCGAAGCCAAGACAAUGAAGAGUUAUGACUCAUAUCAAAUCUUGGGCAAGUUUAUUGGAAUGAGUUCAUUGUCAGGCUUACUUCAACCACUAAAACAGGUCCUUGACAGUACGCAAAGUCUGAAAUCUACGAAGAAAAUACAAGAAGCAUUAAGAAAGAUUUCUUUAGGUUUGAUAGACAAUGCUGGCAUGGAUGUAGAGAAAACAAUGAUAUUUAUUCAUUCCUUAAUUACAUCACAGGAAGAAAAACCAAGCGAGAAAAAACCUGAAGGAAAGAAAAGUUUACGACCACCAAGCUGUCUUCUGCUGCCACCAAAACCAGCAUAUGGUGGAGGAAAACCAAAGCCUAACAAGAAAACUAAUAUCCAUGUCCUGGUCGAGUUUGGUUUAGAGAUAUUAUACCUGCUGCUGAAGAGAUCCAAAAUGACACAUCAAAAUCCUGAUCAUUUAAAGCUCAUUGAUCCAUUUAUUGGCAUUAUUAAAAAUAAUUUACAGUCAAAACACAUCAGGGUAAACAUUUUGUGUUUAAGGUGCUUGGGAUGGUUACUGAAAUUUCCACUGCGCUCAAUGAAAACAAGUGUCAAGAAGAUUGCUCAGGGACUGUUUGUUUUGUUGAAAAAUUAUGCAUCUGUUGGCACUGCUAAGGGAGACAACUUUGAACUUGUUUCCUUACUGUUUAAGACAGUGACAGUAUUAGUCAGAGAUGUUCAGUACUACGACAUUGAUCAGAACCAACUACAAGUUUUACUGACUUUCUGUGAAGAAGAUUUGUAUGAUCACAAUAGACAAAGUACAGCUUUUAGUUUAUUUAAGGCUAUUUUGUCUAGAAAACUACAUACAGAACAAAUAGAAUUAAUUGUGCAGAAAAUCAGAGAGAUGUCAAUUACUGCUGACUCAGCACAUAUAAGAAGAGAAUGUCGACAAAUAGUAUCUCAGUUUCUUAUGGACUAUCCUCAAGGAGGAGCCAUAGCUAGUCAUUUAGAAUACUUUGUGACACAGCUGUCAUACAGUAUAGACACAGGCAGGGAAUCAGCAUUAGAAAUGUUGGCUACUAUAUUUUCAACAUUUCCACAGGUUAUGUUGGUAAAAUAUUCUGGAUUGUUUUUCAUACCUAUGGCAGCUGCUUUGGUAAAUGAUACCUCGCCAAAAUGUAAGAAAUUGACAGCUCUGGCCAUCAAGUCUUUACUACAAAAGGUAGACAUCAAAACAAGAAAUGAUUUAUUUCUUAUUUGUGCUAAAUGGCUGUCUGAAGAAAAGGUAACCUUACAAACACUAGGAGCUCAGACUUGUGGAUUAUUUGUAGAAGUAGAGACUACUAAAUUUACUAGCAGACUGUCAACUGUUUUACCACUUAUUCAGAAAGAGUUAGAGAAAUAUGGUCAUGAAGAUUGUCUUGAAGAAAACGAAGAAAUGGAUCAUUUAAUAUUUAGUCUUCUUAAUCUCCUGACCAAAAUAUGCCAGGAAUGUAAUGUCAUUAGAGAUCAGCAGUUUACUGAACAGUUGAAUAUAAUUUGGGGUAAUGUUAAAUCUUUGUUACCAUAUCCACACAACUGGAUUAGAACUACAUCAGCACAGCUCUUUGGGCUUCUAUUUGCUGCAUGGAAUCCUGAAGAUAUUCUCAAGAAAAGUACAAAGAAGUCAGAGUAUUUACAAAUUGACACCAUGAAAAAGCUGGAGUAUUUGAGUGGAGAUUUUGUUUCACAGCUUCAGUCUCAUUAUUUGAAUCCAGAACUGGCAGAUCAAGUCAUCAAAAAUAUGGUAUUUAUUACAAAAGUGACAAAACAUUUACCAGAAGAUAAUGAACAAAGAUUGUCAAUACCGUGGCUUGUAAGGAAAAUGGUGAGAGAAGCUAACCAUGAGGUCGUCAGUAAUACAACAUCAACUUUCAAGAGAAACAGUGUAUUUAAAUGGAUAGCAGCAAUGAGUAUAGACAUGGGUGCUGACAUGCUUGGUUCUGUUCUUCAUAUAUUUCUACCUUCAAUACAGAGAGAAACUGUGGACAGCUCUCCUAACUCUGACCCUGAACUGAAGAAACUUGCUAUAGAAGUGAUGGAUAUUAUUAAACAAAUAGUUGGCAUAGAUAAAUUUACAACAGUAUAUGCUGAAGUGAUGAAGAAAAGAUCUGUAAACAAGGAAACUAGAAAGAGGAAACAAGCUGUUAUAGCUGUCACACACCCGGAGGUUGCUGCUAGAAGAAAGCUCAAGAAAAAUUUAAACAAGAGAGAGGCUAAAAAGAGGAAAAUAGAAGACUUUAGAGUCAGCAAAAAAAUUAAACGAAAAAAACUUCAGAAAUAGAUAAUUCAAAUUAAAGAUGUUUUAAUAUUGUUCAAAAUUGUUUUGACAUGCUGAUUUCCAUAUGGAGUGUAACCAAUGUGCCAACUUUUUCUUUCCAUUGUAUGAUAUAUGGAUGUUUAAAACCAUGAAACUUGAAACAGUUAAUUAGAAUGUAGAACCAAUAGUAAACACGUGUGGUAGGAUAUUUUGUCUGAAAAAGCAUGGACCUUGUU